This is a messenger RNA of Gasterosteus aculeatus aculeatus (three-spined stickleback), 4535 nucleotides long. The record is from RefSeq and is a predicted model, not a curated record. Lineage: Eukaryota; Metazoa; Chordata; Actinopteri; Perciformes; Gasterosteidae.
AUCGUGAUUUCGGUGUGUUCCGGCACAGACGCCGACGGCCCGGGAGAAGGUCUCCGUGCGCGACUGGGCGUUCCGGCGUACUUUACUUUUUUUUUUUUUUAAUUCGAUUCAUUCAUACGUGAACGGGAGAAUGUUCCCCUCGGAGUCACCGUGCGUCAUGACCUCACCGCCCCCCCGUUGAAUGGGAUUCCUCAUCGCCUCCGCGUCGCUCCUUUUGGCACACAGUCCGCCUGGUGCCGCCGCUCCGAGCCGCCGAUUUUUACGACCCGUGAAGACUUUUGGUUUCCCUCAUCGGCCCCCGCGAAUGGUCUGAUACGACAUCCGCCCUUUCCGAUCGUCAGAACAGCGACCGUGCGCCAGAUCCCCCGGUAGCCCGCGCGUCAGGCUCAUCAGUCUCAGCUCACCUGAUGGCCACGUUUACAUGAGCGCGGAGGAGCAGAGAAAAGGACGUGAAGCCGACCUGGAUAUCUGAGACAGUGCAGCCGAUUCCAAGCACUCCUGUCUAUUCUCGGUGUGCCUCGGCCAUGGGAGGAUCCAAGAGUAAGCCGAAGGAUGUCGGCCAGCGGACCCGCAGCCUGGAGGGCAACCUGAGCUCCGGCGGCGGGGUUGGCGGCCACCUCCUCAGCGCCAAUCAACAGUCCUUAACACCCAACCGCAGUCCCACCAUGGAGGGAGGUCUGGGCGGCAAUCAGCCUAUGACCAACAAUGCAGAGAUGACCCUGUUUGGAGGCGUGGACAAUAACACUGUCACCUCCCCCAGCAGAAUCACACUAGCAGGAGGCGUGACAACCUUCGUGGCGUUGUAUGACUACGAGUCUAGAACGGCCUCAGAUCUUUCAUUCAGGAAGGGUGAACGCCUCCAGAUAGUGAACAACACAGAAGGCGACUGGUGGCUGGCGCGCUCCCUCACCACCGGAGAGAGUGGUUACAUCCCCAGCAAUUAUGUGGCUCCGUCUGACUCCAUCCAGGCAGAAGAGUGGUACUUUGGUAAAAUCACUCGCCGCGACUCGGAGAGGAUGCUGCUAAGUUUAGAGAACAGGAGAGGGACUUUCCUGGUGCGAGAGAGUGAGACCACCAAAGGUGCCUACUGUCUGUCCGUAUUGGACUAUGACAACACCAAAGGGCUGAAUGUGAAGCACUACAAGAUCAGGAAGCUGGACAGCGGAGGCUUCUACAUCACAUCUCGCACACAGUUCAGCAACCUGCAGCAGCUGGUUAACCACUAUCGCAGUGAGUUCAUACGCUCACAUGAAGACUGUUCUGUGAUUUGGGAAGGAAGCGCGCUUCCCUCCUUCACCGCAUGUCUCCUCUUGUGUCCCCCAGAGCACUCUGAUGGGCUGUGUCACAGCCUGACAGACAUUUGUCCUGUGCUGAAGCCUCAGACUCAGGGCCUGUCCAAGGAUGCCUGGGAGAUCCCGAGGGAGUCCCUCCACCUCGACCUGAAGCUGGGACAGGGCUGCUUCGGAGAGGUCUGGAUGGGAACCUGGAACGGGACUACACGCGUGGCAAUAAAGACUCUGAAACCAGGCACCAUGUCUCCGGAGGCCUUCCUGCAGGAAGCUCAGGUCAUGAAGAAACUGAGACAUGAAAAGCUGGUUCAGCUUUAUGCCGUGGUGUCCGAAGAACCGAUCUACAUCGUCACAGAGUACAUGGGACAAGGUAGUUUACUGGAUUUCCUGAAAGGCGACAUGGGGAAAAUGCUCCGCCUCCCCCAACUAGUGGAUAUGGCUUCACAGAUUGCUUCUGGGAUGGCUUAUGUGGAGAGGAUGAACUAUGUGCACAGAGACCUGAGAGCCGCUAACAUCCUGGUGGGAGAUAAUCUGGUUUGCAAAGUGGCUGAUUUUGGUCUGGCUCGCCUCAUCGAGGACAAUGAAUAUACUGCGAGACAAGGAGCCAAGUUCCCCAUCAAGUGGACGGCCCCCGAGGCCGCGCUGUACGGCCGCUUCACCAUUAAAUCUGACGUCUGGUCAUUCGGUGUCUUGCUGACCGAACUGGCCACUAAGGGCAGAGUUCCCUAUCCAGGAAUGGUAAACCGGGAGGUGUUGGACCAGGUGGACCGCGGCUACAGGAUGCCGUGUCCGGCGGAGUGCCCCGAUUCCAUGCAUGAGCUGAUGCUGACCUGCUGGAGAAAAGAGGCCGAGGAGAGGCCCACCUUCGAGUACCUGCAGGGCUUCCUGGAGGAUUACUUCAACGCCACGGAGCCGCAGUACCAGCCGGGAGAGAACCUGUGAACUGGGCUGAGCCGUGGGAAUGUGCAUGCGUCCUGCAUGCGCAACACUGAGCAUGUGCAUCUACUGCUGGAGGGCACGGGCGAGUACGUGUCAGGGUUUGUCCGUGCUGUUGAAACGGGGGCGAAGAGCCGACUGCAUUCUGGGUACUCUUUGACGUCGGUUGGUAUCCGUGUGACAAGAAACCAAUCAGCAACCCUCAGUUCCUGCUUCUUUCCAAAGUCGUUGUCUUGCUCUUCAAUCGCAAGUAAACGUCUAUACUGUGGUAUUUUGAGUUUAUUAACCAGUGCUGUGUUAUUAUUCUGUAUGUCAAAUCAACACCCUGCAACAUCCAAGCGGGUUUUUCCUGCCUUUCUUGUGUUCGUAAGGCGCCCUAAAUGUAUACAUUCCCCAUGCAUUCCUCCUGUGUUAACUCACCCGACUGUGACACGAAAGACGGCACAUGGGUGAAUCCUCCGGAGAAGAAAUGUGCUGGAAGCCCGUCUUUGGGGUGUCGAUUUUAUGCUGAAUUUUCUUUGGGGUACCAUUUAAAACAAACAAAUGCUCGGAGUCCGUCUUCCACUUUGACAAACAACUUUUUGGAACGUACAGUAGUUUUCCGGGGCGAUCUAGGUUUUAUUUAGUUGUUAGACCUGGAUCCACCGGAAUAUAUUCAGGUAAAAGAUUUGACUUUAAAACAAUGCUUCCGCUGUGCAACAUUUCAGCUAGUGUCCCGACCGCUGUGAGAUUGAGUACCAGACUGACACCUUUCAAUUCUCUUUAAGAGUGCGUAGUCUCACUCGCCAAUUGGAAGAAAUUGGCCGCUGUGAUCAACAUACAGCUAAACUCAAAGAAGAGAACAGACAGAGUCUAUCUAUUUUCUAAUGGUGACUUUUCUUACAAACCAAUGGCUACUGAUCACUAACGCUCGUCUCGGGAUGGAGAAGGCUAGAACUCUGCUGCAAGGAUUUUUUUGUGCCAUUGAAAAUCUCUUUUGUACUCUCUUCUACUGUGUAAAAGUGUAUUUUAAUACGCUGCUUUUCUUACAAUGAAGUUUGAGUUGUGUAAGCAGUUGUUGUUCUUCUUAAAGGACAAUCCACUGAGACCCUGCACCCGAGUACAGAACCAGCCGGCUCACCGUCCGCGGUUAUGAGGUGCUGGUCUUCAAGCAUUAAAAUUGAGAUCAGGUGACUCUUCUGGUCUACCUUUUACGUUUUUGACCUUCAUUUAUUUGAAGAUUUCUAUCUGUAAUCAGACUCAGUAUUUUAUUAAUUAGCGCACACUGGCGUUAUUAUGUUUGUGUGAUAAAUGAGGUACGAAGUGUACGCGUGCUGAAGAAGGUAACGCCUCCCUCCAGCUGCCAGAGAGCCUUCCCAUAUAAACAGCAUGUACAGCAAAUAAAUUGGCAUAUUGAAACUUAAUUGUAAAUAUCUUUACUGCUUAUAUUUUUUUGUGUAUAUCGCCUUUAUAAUUUAUUCCUUUGACAAUAACCCCCAUUGUUUAUUUUACUUUUGGCGUCAUCAUUCAAACUUCAAUGUUUAUGGUACUUUCAUGGGUUUAAUAACAACAAUAACGAUAUAAAUCUAUAUUAUUAAAACACAAAUUUUUGUUUUUUUCUCUGUGCUUCUGUAUUUCUGUGAAACGUAUCCUGGUUGUACAUUUUUAGUAUGUCUGACGGAAUAGGUGAGGAGAACUGCUCCGUAUCCACUGACUCAGUACUGGUUGUCUACCGGCGUAGAAAUAAUAAUACAUUAUACAAUCAAAACCACAAAUGUUUACAUGGAAAUAAUCUUCAAAUAAAGUUGCUGCGUGCUUCAGAGGUAAACGAGCAGUUAACCAAAUGAGAUUGUUGCUAACCAUUUUUGGGAGUUUCCUGGGUACACCUGACCAGCAGAGUGUGAGUGUGUGUGUGUGUGUGUGUGUGUUUGUGCGCCCACAAUCGAAGGAGUUUGAUAUCUGUGAAGCGUACUGUGUCCUGUGGACAUGUGCCACAAUGAAUCCGUUGACCUGCGUGGGUGUGGUCGGGCGUUCUGGCAUCGUUCCCUUAUUUGCCUGACCUGUCACUCAAUGCAUACGAGCAAAAGUACACAAAAAGGAUCGGUUAUUGGUAUGCAGCGUUGCUUAGAAAGCCAUGGUUAUUUCCUGUUGGGUUUUGUGGGUCUUCUCUCUGGCUAUGCAGAUAUUUUUUUAUCUGUUAUAUUCCUAUAUAUACUUUUUUCUACUCUAUCCAUUGGAGAUUUUCAGACAAAUAGCUCUUUGUUAAAUCCUACUGAAUAUUGUUCAAAUUUAAAAGUAUGUUUCAAUAAAAUUUGUAUAUUGCCAACUCUA